GGUUAUGGAGAAGUAUAACCAGUAUAAUUUGCUUCAAUUUUCUUGAAGUAACCUUCAAUGGUCGACCUCCGAACACGUCCUUCCUUCUCCGAUGAGGCUGUUAGGGUUUACGAGGAGGUUCGAUGGAAACUACACUAUCAAAACCCUAGUCAAUUCACACUUGUUCGAGUCCUCGCGAAAAAGGGCUUUACAUUCAGACUCCAACUACUUCAACGGCCACGAUUCGAUCUUGCCGGUUCUGAUCGUCGGUGCUGGCCCUGUUGGACUCGUUCUCUCUAUACUCCUCACCAAAUUAGGGAUCAAAUGUGGAGUUUUGGAGAAAAGCAAGACCUUUUCUAAUCAUCCACAAGCACAUUUUAUCAACAAUCGGUCUAUGGAGGUGUUCCGCAAAUUGGAUGGACUGGCAGAGGAGAUCCAAAAGUCCCAACCACCAGUAGAUUUGUGGAGAAAAUUUAUAUACUGCACGUCACUCUCUGGUUCUAUCCUCGGGUCAGUAGACCAUAUGCAACCUCAAGAUUUUGAGAAAGUUGUUAGCCCAGUCUCUGUUGCGCACUUCUCACAGUACAAACUAACCAGGUUACUACUAAAGCAGCUUGAAAACCUCAACUUCCAUGUUCAUACUUAUGAAGGGUCCAAAGGUUUCAAUCAUGGGCCCAUCAGAGAAAGGGAGAUAUUAAUUGGGCAUGAUUGUGUAUCUAUUGAUGCCACUGAUCGUAGUGUUACUGUGACUGCAUCUUUUCUGAAGGAAGGAAAGUAUGUGGAGAAAAACAUCGAGUGUGGUAUCCUUGUUGGUUGUGAUGGUGCUGGAAGUACAGUGAGAAAGCUUGCUGGAAUUGAUUUGACAGGUGAAAAGGACUUGCAAAAGCUUGUCAGUGUCCAUUUUGUGAGCCGAGACCUUGGGUGGUACCUACUCACUGAGAGACCUGGAAUGCUAUUUUUUAUUUUUAAUACUGAAGCUAUAGGGGUUCUAGUUGCUCAUGAUCUCAAGGAAGGAGAAUUUGUAUUUCAGAUACCAUACUAUCCACCUCAGCAGAAGCUUGAGGAUUUCAACUCUCAGAUGUGUGAGAGGCUAAUCAUCAAAUUGGUUGGCCGAGAGCUUGCAGACAUAGAUGUGAUUGAUAUAAAGCAAUGGGUGAUGCAUGCCGAAGUCGCUGAGAAAUUUGUGUCCUUUGACAACAGGAUAAUUCUUGCUGGUGAUGCCGCUCAUCGUUUUCCUCCAGCUGGUGGUUUUGGAAUGAAUACUGGCAUCCAGGAUGCUCAUAAUCUUGCCUGGAAAUUGGCUGCUGUAGUAAAGGGUAUUGCUCCAUAUUCGAUUCUCCGCACUUACGAAAUGGAGCGUAAGCCGAUUGCUAUUUUUAAUACGGCACUUAGUGUUGAGAAUUUCAGAGCAGCCAUGGCGGUUCCAGCAGCACUUGGUCUUGAUCCAUCCGUUGCAAACUCAGUACAUCGGGUUAUUAAUAGUGGGGUUGGUUCCAUAUUGCCAUCUGAACUGCAGAGGGCAAUUUUAGAUGGAAUUUUCACCCUAGGUCGUGCACAGCUCUCAGAUUCUGUUCUGAAUGAAAAGAAUCCACUUGGAUCUUUGAGACUUGCUAGACUGAGGCGUAUAUUUGAAGGAGGACAGAGCCUUCAACUCCAGUUCCCUGCUGAGGAUCUUGGUUUCAGGUACAUUCAAGGGGCAAUCGUUCCUGACAGUGAAAGUGUCUCAAAUGCACCAGAAACACCUACUGGUCGCAGGCGGGACUAUGUUCCCCGUGCAGAUCCAGGAUCAAGGCUGCCUCAUAUGAAUGUUAGGGUAUUAUCAAAACCAUCAAGUGAGGAGACAUUUUCUACGCUGGAUCUUGUAUGUGGAGAUAAAAUUGAGUUUCUUCUUAUCGUAGCACCAUUGGAGGAGUCAUAUCAUCUAGCUCAUGCUGCAUUCAACGCGGCGGAGAAAUUCAAAGUCUCUGUCAGGGUGUGUAUAAUGUGGCCAGAUGGUACCGAUUGUGGGGUUGUAGGAAGUAAGACAGAAUUGAUACCUUGGGAGAAUUACAUAGAUGUCAAGGAAGUUAAGCAGGCAUCGACUUCAUUGUCGUGGUGGGAUACCUGUCAGAUGACAGACAGAGGAGCUAUUCUAGUUAGGCCUGAUGAGCACAUUGCUUGGCGUGCGAAUUCCAGAGUUACUGGUGAUCUUAAUUUGGAGAUGAAAAAUGUUUUUUCUGCUGUGCUAGGAUUGUAUUCAAUUCACAUAUGAGGAAUUAUAUUCAUACUAUUGGUGAUAAAGGUAUUUUAAGAGGGAGAACUUUAUUGGUUGCAUCUCAUGAAGAAACCUACAAGAUAUUCUGGUUAGUGGUACGGUGGCCUGAAAAACAGAAUCUUUCUCCCCGCAAAGAAUUCCCACGAUGUUUUGGGGUUUUUGGGAGACUCGUACUCUUUACCUUUUGCUUUGAAAAGUACGGAGAUACCACUAGGUACCAUGCUUUGGUGCUCUUUCUGGUUUUUUGUC
Cornus florida is the source of this 2482-nucleotide messenger RNA. RefSeq lists its product as uncharacterized. Lineage: Eukaryota; Viridiplantae; Streptophyta; Magnoliopsida; Cornales; Cornaceae. The transcript has 11 exons. The coding region runs from base 92 to 2230 and encodes 712 amino acids. The record is from RefSeq and is a predicted model, not a curated record. Gene Ontology annotation, molecular function: FAD binding.